Molecule: messenger RNA, 2991 nt
Organism: Malaya genurostris
Lineage: Eukaryota; Metazoa; Arthropoda; Insecta; Diptera; Culicidae
Gene: fest
Exons: 6
Coding region: 331-1485 (384 amino acids)
Source: RefSeq, a predicted model, not a curated record
UUACCGUCUCGCUAGCAACCGAUCGUGGUUGCCAUGAGACGAGUAACGUUCACAGUAUCGUGAAAAGCCAUCCAGUGGAGAACGUAAAUUUUCCGCACGCUUCCAAAGUUUUAAGUUUUUCAAUGAGUGAUUAGUGAAUUCGUUGUUUUCGGCCAGAAAUUUACCCCCCAAAGUUUCUCUUUGCAAAGUGGUUAAGUGCGGUUUCGUCCGUAGAAAAGUAAAUCGCAUGUGAGUGAAGUUGUCAAGUGUCAAGUGAGUUUGUGAAGAAAAUAUUUUUAAUAGAAAGCUUUAUCUACGACUUUCAACGGAAACGCUAGUGGUAAAAAGAAAAUGGCGUCGUCAAGUUCUCCAAACUUGAAUCCGCCGUCACAGCAAACUCGUCAGCGGAGCCCUUUCACUAAAGUUCGUCAGGAAUCGAAGCUGAACGUAGCAGCUCCACCGUUCGUGUACUCUGCCCAGGGCUCAAACUCAACCGGUGCCCUGCGUAGCGGUGAAAGUAUGCCGGAAAUCGGUUAUUUUGGUCCUACGCAACUUCCAGUUAACAAACGCAUCUGGAGUAGUAUCUCAACUUAUCCCCUGGAACAGAAGGCUGCAGUUCGAAGCACCACACCGAGUCAGUUGUUCCAGUAUUACCAAAAUCAACAACAGCAGCAGCAGCAGCAACAGCAACAACAACAACAGCAACGCUCGUAUCCUCCGCUGCCUCAAAGUGCCUACGAACCGGUUCCGCAGUUCGGACCACUGGUCCUUCCCAACGGAAUCAUUCAGCUGCGCCUGCGGGAUGCCGUUGUAAUCGAAAUGACCAUCGAUCGUUCCAUCAAGCUGAUGAAUAAUCAGGAACGGGUCACGAUUGCACUGUCCAGCACGGGAACGUCGUCUGCGCUGAACCACCCGAACGGAAUCGUGUUUCAGAAUGGAUCACGCGUCGACAUUGCGGCCUACGACGGGCGGCGCAAGAACUCCUACAUUCGUUACGCCAAAAUGUGGCAGAAAGGCAUCAGCCUGACCAGCGAAGGAUGCGCCCUUAUCUAUCUGGUCGAUGCAGCAGGGACUCGCACCACCUCGGACAUGAUCAACAUCGAUUUGAAUGCGGACUACAUCAACCCGGUCUUUUACAAUGGAACACGUUUCGGAGCACAGUUCUAUCAGGAGGCUAAUCAGAUUGCACAAAGCGCCAACUUUUGGCUGAAUGAUGACGGGACGGAAAUCUUUCAUGUGAACGGAUUUCGCAUCCAGCAGACCGUGGAUGGUCUGGUGAAAGUCGCUCGGAUGAACAACCGGUGCAACAUCCGAACGAGUCCGACCAACGGGUCGGCCACCAUCACCACGCCGUACAUUCACUGCACCGCUUCGAUGGGCCAAACUUCGCAUCUCUUCGUACGCCGCGAGGAACGUCGCAUGCACUUUGACGGGACCUCGUUUGUCGUUCGCAACGCUGGCCAUUCAGCCGGAUUCGAUGAUUGGAAUCGCCUGCGGGUCUACUAACUGCAGGAUAUUAGAAAGUUACUCUCACGAUUCAACAGUCGAUUCCAAGGAAAAAGUCCUACCUCGGGGCUUGUAUAUUUAAAUUGUAAUGAAGAUGGCCCACGUUCGAUUCGUUGCGCUCCGUCUAUCUAUGUUGGUGUGUUUAUUUAAUUUUGCUCGGAAUGUGCACAAUUCAUCUUGCUUUCGUCGGAAAUAGUUGCAGCUCUUUCUUUCGGGACGAGACGGCCGGUUUCUGCUUCCCGGAUGUGGAGCUUCUUUUAUAUGCAUUUUGCUUGUAGCGGAAGUAAUGUAAAUUGUAUUAAAUUAUAUCUAAAUUUGCAUACGUCGUAAAUAGAGAAAAUAACACGACACCGUACAAAGAGUUUCCAUAAGACAAUGGUUCAUGCAUGCAUGCAUGAAUGAUGUCAAGCGCAAAACAUUUCCUUAUUUUCCUGGCUGGAUAACCAUCAGUGAUGCCUGAUGAGAGUGAAGCGGUUUCUUGCGCAGAGGAUGGAGGGGGGCUUCAACCUGAAAAAAAUAAUCUGUCUCCAAUAUAAACGAGGUGAGAGCAAAUUAUGAAGACGGAGGCAUCAUCAAAAUAUGCAAUGAAGUGAUACAAAAAAAAUCUGUUUCUGAGAAACAUGAACUUUCAACAAACAAAUAAUUGACAUCGUUGAAUGAAGACGAACUUCAGGCUUCUAAACUUUACUCUAACUAAUUCCCGUAAUGUGUCGAAAAAGCUGUUCCUAACUGCUGUCGAAACGACUUUGCGACUCGAGUUGAGUUCUCCAAUUUGUAACGCUUCCAAAGCUUCGGAAGCAUAUCCAGAGAAAAGUGAUUUUAUUCGAAGCGGAAAUUACAUUUCCGCCACCCUCCCGCUACCGAAUGCGUUCGAACGAUCGAAUCGAUAAGCAUCAAUGCGAAUAUAAGGACAUGAAAUAAUAAAUAAAUAAAAUGUAAAAGGAAGACAUUUCUCCAGAACAAGCCCCGGGAGCAGGACACGACAAACGAUGUAUCUCAACGACGACGACGACGACGACGACGACGCCGAUGAACGUAUGGAGUGGGAAACCGCUUGUAUUUAGGCAUAUAUAGAGGCGUCAAGCACUCAGAGUCGACGUUUUAAGUAGAUCAAAUUUUGCGUUCUUCUGUAGGCUGAUUCCCGGCAACUCCCCAUUGCUCAGCAGUGGGGCCAGAUCAACGAGAAUCUAUCACAAUUCGAGAGUUUUCAUAGGAAAUCGUUGAACUUUAUUGCAGAUUUGGUUGUGGGCUUUUGAGUCAAUAGUGGUUAAAGGACGUAUUUUUUUUCUUAACCUUCCAACGCUUGAAGCUGUUGGUUUGCGUCUUUUUAUAAGAGAAACAGGCCUUUCUCAUGUGACUCAUAUUCUCAUAUAUAAUUCCCUGGUAUUCCUCAACAUACUUCUUUCGGCUCUGGAAAAAAAUUGUUUCAGCAUUUCAAUUGAAUUGAAACAGUUCUCAGAUCGAAUAAGUGAUCUCUAAGAAAACGAAGUGAAUUCCACUAUUUCA